Molecule: messenger RNA, 5826 nt
Organism: Drosophila busckii
Lineage: Eukaryota; Metazoa; Arthropoda; Insecta; Diptera; Drosophilidae
Gene: wts
Product: serine/threonine-protein kinase Warts
Exons: 9
Coding region: 1249-4659 (1136 amino acids)
Biological process (GO): positive regulation of apoptotic process; G1/S transition of mitotic cell cycle; hippo signaling
Molecular function (GO): protein serine/threonine kinase activity; ATP binding
Source: RefSeq, a predicted model, not a curated record
UAUAAAAACGCAACGAUUGCAAAUAAGUUUAGUGCGCGAACGUAAGGCGAAUGUAGCGCAAAUGUAAAAAAAUUAGUACAUUGCUGUACGCAAGAGUGUGUGUGAGUGUGCCUCUAUAUGGCAAUGUGUGUAUGUAUUUUCAAUCUUUCUAAAAAAAAAAAAUUAAAGAAAAUCUACGAAGAAAAACGCAAUCAAACGGCAAUUGUGUGCGUAUUAAAGUGCUUUUGUGAAAAAUUCUAAGCAAAUUCUAACGAAUAUGUAAUGGAACAUGAAUAUUUACAUAUUUCAACUGAGCUGUUCGUGAGUGCAAGUGUGCGUGUAUCACUAUGUCUCUGUGAGAGUGUGUGUGUGUUGCUUUUCCUAGCUCCCCCCGCCUGCGCACUCACACAACGAUAUCGUAGCUGGGCAACAUCUGCGCGCUCGUUACUUUACUACAAAUCGGAUUAAAUUCUUCAGCUGCAACUGCUCCAUUCUAUCAAGUUGGCGACAUCGAAUGUGGUAUAUUAUUAAUUAAAAUUCCGUCAGGCCGUUGUGUGUACUGUGGGUUCAAAUCAAUUCAAAUCAAAAAUCAACAAUAUUAAAUAAAAAGCAAACAACAACAAAAAAAAGAAUCGUGUACAAGUGACGUCGUAAAUAUUGAUUAUAAAAAUUAAAAAUAAAAUAGAACGCAGACCUGACAAAUUUAUAUAUACACGCCUACUUAAAUCCUAUAUAUAUAUUGAUCGGUGAAUUUAUUUACAUGCAAAAUGAAUCUUGUGGAGCAUCUGCGGCAAGCAACCGCAAAACGAAAAUACACAUAAAAACAAAUGAUUAAAUAUACAUAUAUACACGGGUGUGUGUGUGUGUGUGUGCAUAGAUAAAAUUAUCUGUGUACAGCAAUGUUAAUAAUAUAAUGCAAAUUAAGUGCCUUAACAAAAAAUAAACAACAACAAACUGAAAAGCAGUAAACGUCUACAACAAAAACAAAAAAUAAAAAUGUAUCUUUAUUAAAAAACUAACAACGGCACUUGAAUAGAGCCAAAAUAUGCAGCUAAAAGAUUCGUGCACACAGACACAGACAAACGUGAAAAGUAUUUAUUUAAAUUAAAUUGUUGCUGCUGUUUGCUGAGCGCAUUUUGCUCUCAAAGCAGACUAAGAGAGCGAUCGAGAGAGAGAGCGCGAGAGCGAGAGCGUGGCUGUUAGUGUGUGUGGGUGGCGUGUCGAGCGUAUUUUGUGAUAUGAGUGCUAAAUAUCACGGAGAGCAUAAAAAUGCAUCCAGCGGGCGACAAAAGGGGCGGUCGCCCCAAUGAUAAAUACACAGCGGAGGCGCUCGAGAGCAUUAAACAGGAUCUAACACGAUUUGAAGUACAAAAUAAUCAUAGAAAUAAUCAGAAUUACACACCACUGCGAUACACGGCCGCCAAUGGUCGCAAUGAGGCGCUCGAUUACCAUCAUGCCAAGCUGCCGCUGGAGCCGCCUGGAACGGCAUCGAUGUCGGCGGCGUCUCCCUCACCUGACGGUGUGCUGGUGGCGCCGCCACAGCAGCCGGUUGCCGUGGCCGUUGCACUGCCCACGGCCAACGGACACGUGCCAAAGAUGAUCAAUGCCAUGAUACCGCCGAAGCUGAUACGCAAGCCAAGCAUUGAACGCGAGACGCCAACGCACUAUCUGCGCUGCAGUCCGGCGCUGGACUCCGGCGCCGGCAGCUCACGCUCCGACAGUCCGCACUCGCAUCAGCAGCUGAGCGGCCGAGCGAGCACCGGUCAGUACUCGCCCUCGCCCAGCAGCUUCAGCGAUGCAGCACCGCCGGCGCCGCCACCACGCAAUCCAACGGGCGUCAGCUCAGCGACGCCGCCGCCGGCUCCACCUACCAAUCAGAUAUUCAAGCGACGCUCCCCAGCACUCAAUCGCCCGGCGGCCAUAACGCCCAGCGUGGUGGUUGCCAGCGCGCGCGGCACCUCGCCGGUGAUUCCACAGAAUAACGGCGGCAUCAAGACGCCACAGCAGCUGACGCAGCAGAUGAAGGCGCUCAAUAUGUACGCCAGCGCCAGCAGCGGCGUCGUCGUCGAGCCACCGCCGCCCUAUUUGCUCAAUAGCGUACAGGGUGUGGGCGUGGGCGUAAGUGUUGCCGUCGGCGUAGGCGCUCCUCCGCCCAGCUACACGGCUUCGAUGCAGUCGCGCCAGUCGCCCACGCAGUCGCAGCAGUCCGACUAUCGCAAAUCGCCCAGCAGCGGCAUCUACUCGGCCACCUCGGCGGGUUCGCCCAGUCCCAUAACCGUUAGCAACAGCAGCGGCAUUCUGCCCGCCGCUGCCGGCGUCGCCAGACCACAGCCGCGUGCCUACCAAGCGCGCACCCAGCAGCCCAUCAUCAUGCAGAGCGUCAAGUCGACGCAAGUGCAGAAGCCGGUGCUGCAAACCGCCGUGGCGCCCCAAUCGCCCGUCAACGCCUCCGCCAGCAACUCGCCCGUGCAUGUGCUGUCCGCACCGCCCUCCUACCCACAAAAGUCACCAGCUGUGGUGCAGCAACAGCAGCAGGCCGCAGCCGCCGCACAGCAGCAUGCCACGUUGCCUGUUGUGGUCGCUGGAGCGGUCAAGCCGCCGACGCCCACGACGCCGCCACUGCUGGCGGCUGCACUUAAUGGAGGAGCUGUUAUCACCAAAGCUGCCUGCAUGGAGCCGCCUUCCUAUGCCAAGAGCAUGCAGGCCAAGGCAGCAACAACACCGCAGCAGCAGCAGCAGCAACAGCAGCAGCAACAACAAUUGCAGCAGCAACAGGCGCAGCAACAACAGCAGCAGCAACAGUUGCAUGCGCUACGCGCGCUGCAGGCGCAACAGCAACUUCAACAGCAGCAGCAGCAGCAACAGCAGCAGCAACAAAAGCAACAAUUGCCUGUGAGCAGCAAUGGCAAUGCCGGACGCCAGUUGCCGCCACCGCCGCCUUAUCAAAAUGUGCGUGUCACCACGCCCGAGCUGUCGUCUGGCGGCAACAACAACAACAACAACAACAACAACUUGACUGUGGACAAGCCGCCUGUGAGCAUCAACAACAACAUACAGAUCAGCAACAGCAAUUUGGCCACCACGCCGCCCAUACCGCCAGCCAAAUACAAUGGCGGCAAUAGCGUCAGCGCCAAUGGCAACAGCUCGGGCGGCAGCAAUGGCUCUGCAAGUGCAGCCAGCGCUGCUGGUGCGGCCGCCGCCGCCGCUGCCUGCAAAAAGAUCAAGCACGCCUCGCCCAUACCCGAACGCAAGCAAAUCUCCAAAGAGAAGGAGGAGGAGCGCAAGGAGUUCCGCAUACGCCAGUACUCGCCGCAAGCAUUCAAAUUCUUCAUGGAGCAGCAUAUUGAGAAUGUGAUCAAGUCGUAUCGCCAGCGCACCUAUCGCAAGAAUCAGCUGGAGAAGGAAAUGUUGAAGGUCGGACUCUCCGACGAGACGCAGAUCGAGAUGCGAAAGAUGCUCAAUCAGAAGGAGAGUAACUAUAUUCGCCUGAAACGCGCCAAAAUGGACAAAACCAUGUUCGUCAAAAUCAAACCCAUUGGCGUGGGUGCCUUUGGUGAGGUCACCCUGGUGCGCAAGCUGGACACCUCCAAUCAUUUGUAUGCGAUGAAGACGCUGCGCAAGGCGGACGUACUCAAGCGGAAUCAGGUGGCGCAUGUGAAAGCCGAACGUGAUAUUCUGGCCGAGGCCGAUAACAAUUGGGUCGUGAAGCUCUACUAUAGUUUUCAGGAUAAGGAUAAUUUAUAUUUCGUCAUGGACUAUAUACCUGGCGGUGAUCUAAUGUCACUAUUAAUCAAGCUGGGAAUUUUUGAGGAACCGCUGGCUCGUUUUUACAUAGCCGAAGUCACUUGUGCCGUGGACAGUGUUCAUAAAAUGGGUUUCAUUCACAGGGAUAUCAAGCCUGACAAUAUACUCAUCGAUCGUGACGGACAUAUAAAACUCACUGAUUUUGGUCUCUGCACAGGCUUUAGAUGGACGCACAACUCCAAGUACUACCAAGAGAACGGCAAUCACUCGCGUCAAGACUCAAUGGAACCUUGGGAGGAAUAUUCAGAGAAUGGAGCCAAGCCAACAGUGCUGGAGCGCCGACGCAUGCGUGAUCACCAAAGAGUGCUGGCGCAUUCGCUGGUCGGCACACCCAACUAUAUAGCGCCUGAGGUGCUGGAACGCAGCGGCUACACGCAGUUGUGCGACUACUGGAGCGUUGGCGUCAUACUCUACGAGAUGCUGGUGGGUCAGCCGCCGUUCUUGGCCAAUAGCCCCAUGGAGACGCAACAAAAGGUCAUUAACUGGGAGAAGACGUUGCAUAUACCGUCACAAGCUCAAUUAUCGCGUGAGGCUACGGAUCUUAUACGGCGACUGUGUGCGUCGUCUGAUAAGCGUCUGGGCAAGAGUGUGGAUGAGGUAAAGUCGCAUGACUUUUUCAAGGGCAUUGACUUUGCCGAUAUGCGCAAGCAGAAGGCGCCGUAUAUACCAGAGAUCAAGCAUCCAACGGAUACAUCCAAUUUCGAUCCAGUUGAUCCGGACAAGCUGCGCUCGAACGAUUCAAAUUUGAGCAGCGGCGAUGAUAUCGACCUAAACGAUAGGCCAUUCCAUGGAUUUUUCGAAUUUACCUUUAGAAGAUUUUUCGAUGAUCGACAGCAUCCGGACAUGUCGGACGAUCAGGUGCCGGUCUAUGUCUGAUCCGAACCAAUGUCAAUUAAAGCACACACACACACACACACACACAUGCAUAAAUAUCAUUAUAAUCAUUGUUUAGUCAAAUAGUCACAAAAUGUGCGCGCGCCGUUAACGGUUAACAGUGUGUUAACAGUGUGCCAACAGUACAUUAACAGCGUUGCAGCAGGGCGCUGUAAAGUCCAAGCAACGGUUUUCUUUUUAUAAACAAAUUAUUCACUUAGUGUUUUAGUUGAAUUUGUUGCCAAAAAGUUGAGGCACUCAGCAAUGAUGUUUUAGUUUCUGGCAUUAUAACUGGCAAGUAGGAUGAACUACAUGCAUAUACAUAUAUAUAUAUAUAGCAUAACACAUACAUAUUUAUAAAUUAUAUACGGUUGGUUAGAAUGGGACCUAAACAUAUAGAACUACAAACAUAUAUAUAUAUAUGCUUGAUUGCAUGAACUGAAUAAAUUUAAAUUAAAUGAGUCAUAACUUUUGAUUUUUUGUUAACUAAAGAUCUACAAUACAAGUAGUUAUGUACGUUGAUGAGAAUGCAUGAAUAUUACAAUUUAUAUACACACAUAUAUAUAUAUAUAUACAAUUCAACCAAUUUCUGGUGCUCAAAAGCUAUAUACUAUACUAUAGACCACAGCUUAUGCCUUGAAUGGAGUAACAAGGUUAACUUCACUACAAAACUCAUAGGAGAAGCGAAUUUAACUAAGCCUAAAACAGAUUUCACAUACUAUAUACAAACUGGAUCAAUUUAAUAUAUAUAUUGUGCUACAUAUGCGGCUACAACUAUUUCAGCAGGCUGGAUAGUGUGUUAGCCCGUUGGUGGGACAAACUACUUGAAACUUUAGAUUGACAAUCAUUUGUGCAGAAGCUACAACCAACACUCGAGAGCUGCUCGCACACAGCAUCGCACCAAGUUAGCGAUAUAAGCGGGUCUUAUAAGCCUACAACUACAACUACAACUUCACUAUAUAUACACACAUAUAUAUAUAUUAUGCCCGCGGGCGUGUUAUUAUCUAUCACUGCUCACACUCUAUAUAUACAUAUAUAUCUUCGCAUAUCUAGUGCGUCGUCCCCACACACAAAGAACAAAUUAAAUUGUAUCUAUCCUAUACAGUUUCUAUGCAUAUACAAUAAUAUUUUUUUAUCAUUAUACGAGCAAUGUUAGACCUUACUUGUUGA